AUGUCCACAGUGUUUCGACCGAAAGCGGAGAACUGGUGCAUUUCGAAAUGUGACGUCGAGAAAGUUCAUUUUGAGUGGAACAUUCAACAGUGGUUGCUCGUAACUUCCGAGGGUCAAGAUGAUUUAUCCGUGCAAUUUCAAGAGAAGAAAAGACCCUCUGUGAUUUGGUGUUUGACACUCCACAAUAGAAAAGGUCACGUCACUCUUGGUGUGUCCCAGCCGUCCCGUCAUUACACAGACCAAUCCUACCGAGUGGAGAUGACAAUUCUGAAUGAAAAAGGAGGAAAGGUUUGGUUCCAGAAAGUUAUCGUGCCGAAGAAAUUUGAUGGGAUUUAUGAAUUUAUGAAGAUUGACAAACUUCUGAUGGAAUACCAGUACAUGUUAUCGGACGGCAGUGUAACCGUUGGUUGUGAGAUUGAGUAUAUAACUAAGGAAGAAUCGGUAUCGGAUAAGGGCAUUACUCAUUGCGCUCAGUCAGCAUCAAUUAAUUGCACCAAUCAAUUGGUUACCCAGCAGGAACGAUUAUUUGAAGACAAUUCAGCGACGUCACUCUUAACGUCCAUGGGCGCCAAUUUCAAGCUCACAAAUGAAAAUAUCACAAAUCAAGUUGUGAUUGAAGACAUUCAACCUGAAGUAUUUUACCAACUCCUUCGUUUCAUUUACACCGGCCGCUUGACUUCAACCACCAUGGAAACAAUGGCUGCCAGACUGUUUGCGGCUGCCGACAAAUAUUUGCUGGAUCAACUGAAAUCCGAAUGCGAGUCUCAUUUGCUUCGUCAAAUGUCGGCCGAGAAUUGCAUGGAAUUGCUUCUGCUCAGCAGCGACCAGAUCCACCCAGCGGAUAAUUUGAAGACAAAGGCAGUGGAUUUCUUCCGGCGUUAUCCACGUGAAGUGAUGGCGACCGAAGGAUGGAAAAAGGCGAGACAAGAACAUCCCAAUCAUUCUAUUUGGAAUUUGUUGUAA
This is a messenger RNA of Daphnia pulex (common water flea), 963 nucleotides long. Its product is annotated as speckle-type POZ protein B-like. Lineage: Eukaryota; Metazoa; Arthropoda; Branchiopoda; Diplostraca; Daphniidae. The transcript has 2 exons. The record is from RefSeq and is a predicted model, not a curated record. Gene Ontology annotation, molecular function: ubiquitin protein ligase binding. Gene Ontology annotation, biological process: proteasome-mediated ubiquitin-dependent protein catabolic process; regulation of proteolysis. The coding region runs from base 1 to 963 and encodes 320 amino acids. Gene Ontology annotation, cellular component: cytoplasm; nucleus.